GCAGGAUGACAGCUGGCUUCAUGGGCAUGGCUGUGGCCAUCAUCCUCUUUGGAUGGAUUAUCGGGGUGCUGGGGUGCUGUUGGGAUCGAGGCCUUAUGCAGUAUGUGGCAGGGCUUCUCUUCCUCAUGGGAGGAACCUUCUGCAUCAUUUCACUGUGCACGUGCGUGGCUGGAAUCAACUUUGAGCUCUCCCGCUACCCCCGCUACCUGUACGGACUUCCCGACGACAUCAGCCAUGGCUAUGGCUGGUCCAUGUUCUGUGCGUGGGGUGGCCUGGGCCUCACUCUUAUCUCUGGCUUCUUCUGCACUCUGGCCCCUUCUGUCCAACCUGUCCCCAGGACCAACUGCCCCAAAUCUAGACCUGAGAAUGGGACAGUGUGCUAAAACAAAUAACAAACAAAUACACACAUGCAUAUAUAUAUAUAUAUAUGUCUAUGUAUACCUACCUAUACAUGCAUAUAUAUGUAUAUAUAAUUAUAUAUAUAUGUAUAAUCUCAAAUUAAUGCCAGUGCCAAGGUAGAGCUGAGUCCAACAGGGCACUUACAUCCCCACCGGACUCUGUGUUGCUUCGUUCUUUCUCACAGCGAUGGGAAAGCUUUUCUCUCACAUGGCUCUUCCAUCCAACUCCUAACUUCAGCAUCAUACCUUAGAGGUUGAACGAACAUACAGUUGCACCUACCUACUGCCAUUUUUGGGAAGGGGAGCAGGGGGUCCGUGUGGGGGAUCUGGAACCAGAAUCUGUACAGGACAUGGAGGAUGGGGUGGGGUGGGGUGGGAGGGACAAAAAGCCUGUCCGUUGCAGCCAGAAGGGAAAAUGCAAACAGCAAGCAAAGAAACAAGUCAAGCGUUUGAGCCACCUCUACAACGUACCUCCUCAAGGCCAUUAUCAGAAACCCACCCACUUUCUUUUUCUUUCUUAAAACAAAA
Messenger RNA from Antrostomus carolinensis (chuck-will's-widow), 926 nucleotides. RefSeq names its product transmembrane protein 178B. NCBI's taxonomy places the organism in Eukaryota, Metazoa, Chordata, Aves, Caprimulgiformes, Caprimulgidae. Bases 6 to 383 code for a protein of 125 amino acids. The record is from RefSeq and is a predicted model, not a curated record. The transcript is spliced from 2 exons. Gene Ontology annotation, cellular component: membrane.